AUGUCGUGCGAUACAAUGCGUCUUUACUGUUUAUGCUAUUUUUCUUGGAUAUUGAUUCAUUACGGCUUUACUCAUCCGUUGGAGUAUGAUUAUAUAGUGGUCGGAUGUGGUUCUGCGGGAUCAGUUGUAGCUAACAGAUUAUCAGAGGAUCCGAAAUCUAGUGUAUUACUUCUAGAAGCGGGAGAAGAACCAAGCCUCUUAUCUGAUGUCCCCCUCCUCCCUUUGAAACAAUUAUUAUCGACAAAAACGAGUUGGGGCUAUCGAAUGGAACCUCAAAAACAUAGUUUUUUUGGAUACGAUAACCACGCACCACGUUGGAUAACAGGAAAAGUACUGGGAGGAACGAGCGUCCUAAAUUACAAUUUAUAUGUUCGUGGCAACCCAAUGGAUUUUGAUAAUUGGGCAAAGGAAGGAGCUAUUGGAUGGAGCUGGAAAGAUGUAAUCGGUUAUUUUAUUAAAUCAGAAGAUAAUACCAACAAGGAAUUACUACUAAAUGGAUAUCAUGGUGCAGGAGGACCUAUGACUGUUGCGCAUUCCCCAUUCUACUCUCCUGUCUUAAAGAAUUUCUUAGCCUCUGUUCUUGAAAUGGGAUACAAAAUUGGAGAUUUCAAUACAGAUAAACAAGAUCAAUUUUUUGCAACUCAAGGAACGAUAAGAGAAGGAAAGAGAUUAAGUUCUUAUUCAGCAUUCAUAAAACCAAUCUUAUGCAGAAAAAAUUUUCGGCUGAUAAGUUCAGCAUUUGUAACAAAGAUAUUACUCGACAAGUUUAAACAGGCAAAAGGUGUGGCAUAUGAAAAGGAUAACGUUACGAAAAUCGCUUAUGCCAGAAAAGAAGUUAUUAUUUCUGCAGGAGCUGUUAAUACGCCUAAAUUGCUUAUGCUUUCCGGAAUAGGACCAAAAGAACAUUUAUCAGACCUCGGAAUCCCUGUUGUUGCUGAUCUUCCUGUUGGACAAAAUUUUCACGAUCAUAUCGGGCGACCUAUGAUAUUUACUAUUGAGAAACCUUACUCUUUUCAUCAGCUGACCCUAAAUCAAAUUGAUUACACUCUAUACUUGGAUUCUGGUAAAGGACGCUUAACUUCAUUAAGUGGCGCAGAAGUAAUUGGAUUUAUUAAUACUAAAUAUGAGAAGAAAAAUUGGCCUGAUGUUCAAAUAGUACUUUUAGCAAAUUCUCUAUUGUCGGAUGCGGGUCUAGCUCUUUUGUUCCCAGGAGGACAUCUAAAUAAAGACGUAUAUUUGAAAGCCUUUGUUAAAUAUAAGUUGAAACAUACAAUCACUUGUAACCCAAUCCUUAUGCGUCCGAAAAGCCGUGGAUGUGUCUUGUUAAAAUCCAAAAAUCCUCAUGACACACCUCGAAUCAAUCCUAAUUAUCUGUCGAAAGUUGAAGAUGUGUUAGCUUUAAUAGAAGGAAUGAAAACGUGUAUGGCUUUUGGAGAAACAAGUGCAUUGAAGAAACUUGGCAUUAAAUUAUUGCAGUCUGAAUAUCCGAGAUGCGAUCAUUAUCCUGUAGAAUCAGAUGAAUACCUUGCUUGCAUCCUUAGGGUAUUUAGUAUAGCACUGUAUCAUGGAGCUGGUACUUGCAAAAUGGGAAGUCCUACGGAUCCAAGUACUGUUGUUGAUGCAAAAUUAAGGGUGAAAGGUAUACCAAAUUUAAGAGUUGCAGACUGUUCAGUAAUGCCUUUAGUGGUAUCAGGCAACCCUCACGCAGCAGCAGUUAUGAUUGGAGAGAAAGCUGCUGAUAUUAUCAAAUUUGAUUCACUUGGAAAAGAUCUAACUUUUCAAUACUUUUAG
This is a messenger RNA of Centruroides sculpturatus (bark scorpion), 1791 nucleotides long. RefSeq lists its product as uncharacterized. Gene Ontology annotation, molecular function: oxidoreductase activity, acting on CH-OH group of donors; flavin adenine dinucleotide binding. NCBI's taxonomy places the organism in Eukaryota, Metazoa, Arthropoda, Arachnida, Scorpiones, Buthidae. Bases 1 to 1791 code for a protein of 596 amino acids. The record is from RefSeq and is a predicted model, not a curated record. The transcript is spliced from 11 exons.